CCACCCCCCCUUCAGGGCCAUGGCCAAGCCCUGGGGAAGCUCCACUCUCUGGAACCGCUGAGCUCCCACACCUGUGAAGCCCAAAGGGCCAGUACGGGUGGGCUGGGGGACACUGGGCAGACCAUGUGCCCAGAUGCCCGGCUCCCUGACUGUGUGUCCGUGGUGACUCAUCUUUUCUCCAGCCGCCAUGAACCGGUUUCAGAACAUCAGGCGCAUGGAGUCACUCCAGGGACCUUCAAAAUGGGUCCCCACUCUGGGCGAGCUGCAGAAGACCCUCCAGAAGGGCGAGUACCUGCCCCUCCGCCCGCUGCCCAUGUUCGAGAGUAACUUUGUCCAGGUGACCAAUCAAGGGGCCCCCGUGUACGUGCACCACAGAACCAACCGUCUGACCAUGGGCGUGGCUGCCUCCUUGCCAGGCCUGGUGCUGCCAGACAUCCUGCUGAUCGCUCAGCCUGGAGAGGGCAAGGAGUGCUCCCACCUCAUCCUCACCAGGAUGCUCCCGCUGGACCUGGCCCACCUCUACGUGCAUGAUCUGUCUGCCUGGCGCCUUAAGCUGCGACUGAUCACAGGCCGCUACUACUACCUGGAGCUGGACGCCCCUGAUAAAGAGGCUGGCUUCCUGUUUGACCGCUGGAUCCGUCUCAUCAACCUGCUCCAUGAGCCUGCCACAACCUGGGCCCCCAGGACUCUGAAUACACCCACCAUGGACCUGGCCCAUGUGGUACCUCCGGCCUCCACCUGGCGCCUCCAGGCCCAGCCCCAGUGCAGACGUUCAGUCAUGAUUGUUAAGCCCAACUUUCCUUACAAGUUAAUGGCAUCUCAGAGACAGAAGAAGACCAAGACCCUCAAGCGCAGAUUCAAGUCUCAGGCCGUGGGCGACUCUGUGCCUCUCAUCUGGUCGCGUCUGGAGCAUGCUGAAGCUAAACAGAAAUCUGCAGAAAAGUCCCAACCAAAACUCUACGCUGACACAUCUCGGACAAAAAUCCAGGUUUCUGAGAAGCCCAGCAUCACCAUCCGUACCAUCUUCAGCAUCAUUUCCAACACCAUCAACAACACACAGUCCUCUUCCAAGGGUUGCUCCUCUGACUCUGAGGUGGGCACGGUCCUGGGAGGUUUAGUGGAGACCCCGGUCCGCUGUAUCUCGGAGGGCAGCCGUGAGCCUUCCUUGCUGGGCUCGUAUGGUCACUUGGACACAUACCUGUGGCGGCAGGCCAUUGGAGAGCUGAUGGACCCGAAUUCCAGCACCCUGUCCUCUUCCGUCUUCUGCCCAGCGCCCGGCCCUCCGGCCUUCCCCCUCCCUGCCACUCUCUCCUUCCAUAAGCACAAAGGAGAGGCUGGGCACAGGCAGCGGCCGCCACUCUCCCAGAAGACGCUGUCUACCCGUGCUGCCCCUUCGAAAGUUCCAUUCAUCCUCGACCAGUCCAAGAAGGUCUCAGCAGCACGUGCUCCAUCCCAGAAGACCUCGGCCGCCCCUGGCCCAUCCCGGAGGGCCCCAGCUGCACCUGUGGCUCCUCAGAAGGCCCCAGUAGCACGUGGCCCGUCCCGGAAGGCCCCACCUGCUUCGGCUACUUCCCCGAAGGCCCCAGCGGUACAUGGCCCGUCCCGGAAGGCCCCACCUAUACAGGCUCUUCCCCCAAAGGCUGUGUCCCCGACUCUCCAAAGGAGGAAAUCUUUCUUCAUCCCUACCCCGUCCCAGAAGGCUGUGACCUCACCUCGUCAGUACAAGAUGACGCCGGAUGGGGCCGAUUUUGGCAUGGUGCCUGAAUUAAGUCCUAAAAGGGAUGGGCUUGCGAGAAGGAAGCAUGAAGGGACUCCACAGCCCAUGUUGUACUUGGGCACCCAGGAGAUGGACGUGCUAGAGACGAGGACCCAGAGAACAUUCAUGGAGCUGCCUUUCACCACCACGAAGAAGCAGUCAGAGGAAGUCGUGAUCAGCAAAGCCCGGGAGAUCACCGUGGAUGGCCUGAAGGGCAGGGGCACGUUGGAGGACAGGGUCCACAAAAAGAAGGAGAAGAUAUCCCUGGACAUGCCUGGCUUCAAAUCCAAGGAGAGAGGAGAGCAGCAGAGGUGGCUCAAGACGCAGGAGCUGGCCAUUGAGGGAGGCCCAGAGGAACAGAGCAGGCCCUUCUCGGUGGAGGGGCUCACCCUUGCCAAGAUGAUGAUCAUGGCCAACUGCAAGGAGCCACCCCAGAGGCCAGCUGCAGUCGGUCUGCCCUCCUGGCUCUCAGCUCCCCAGGCGUCUGCUAUGUCAACAGAGGGCACAGUGCCCUUCAGCCCCCGUCACGUGUCCUCCCCGGAGGGGAAACCGGGGGCGGUUAGGGAGCAGUCCCCAGUGGGCAUCUGGGUGCCCUCGCUGGAGGGGAUACCAGUGGGGGUUAGGGAGCAGUCCCCGGUGGGCACCUGGGUGAAGGGGAAAAUGCAUCAGUGGGCAGAGAGGAGCAAGCAGCACUGGGUGAAGGAGCUUUCUCAGGACACAACAGGGCCUUCCGAAGUGCCCUGCAUCACGGAGCUGGAGAUGGACAGUGCCUCCCAGUCUCCCAUCCCUCUGCCCGCAUCGGAGUGGGAGGGUGCACCCCGGUCGCCCAUCUCUCUGACCCCCAUCUCCAAGAUGGAGGCUGGGGUGUCCCCACAGCUCACCAGUGUAUCUCAAGAGCCUCAAGAGCCCAAGAAGAUGUCAGAUCUGAGCCCUCUGACCACGACCGGCUUGUCCUCAGAGGCUCUCUCACCCUCACCCUUGGAAGUGGAGUGUGUCAGUGCUUCAGCCAGCAUGCUCAGUUCCGAGAGCCCUCAAUAGCGGGAUUCGGGGGACUCAAUCUCAGUUGCCAAAGUGUCCAAAGGAGCCCAGCCUGGCCAGGUAGCCGGAGACCCCACAGACCCGCCUCAGUCCUGGCACCGGAGUCCAGGAGCUCAGACCCCACCCUGGCUCUUUCCUCUUCCCCACAGGCCCCCAGGGUGCUGUGCACCUCUACCGUAAGAAGCAGGGUGCUGAAAAGACCGGGCGGGGGGAUGCUCCCUCUCCAGUAGAGACCAGAGCUAUCUAUACGUUUAUAUAU
Zalophus californianus (California sea lion) is the source of this 3053-nucleotide messenger RNA. It is a transcript of the gene GARIN5B, whose product is annotated as family with sequence similarity 71 member E2. Gene Ontology annotation, cellular component: nucleus. NCBI's taxonomy places the organism in Eukaryota, Metazoa, Chordata, Mammalia, Carnivora, Otariidae. The record is from RefSeq and is a predicted model, not a curated record. The coding region runs from base 188 to 2794 and encodes 868 amino acids. The transcript is spliced from 10 exons.